GAGAGUGACAGACAGACAUAGAGCGAGCUGGAGUGGGUGAGAUUCUGAUUGGAUUCAAACGAAAAUAAAAAAAACAAAAAAAAUUGGAAAAAAGAAUAUGAUCGUAAGGGAUCCCUUUUUCGAAAUUUGUUCAAUCUCUAUUUGUCCGCUCUGAGGAUUUUUGGAUUCCUACUCCUUUUUUACCCGUUUAUAGUCGCACAAUAAAAACAAUUUUCAUCUUCCAUCACUCUCUCUCACUUUCUGUGUUCUUAAAGCGAUGUCAAUUCCUCCCACCACCAUCACCGCCACAACACCACUACUCCCUAAUUAGGGCUUCCUGAAAAAAAAAAAAAUAUAUAUAUAUAUAUAUAUAUAUAUAUAUAUCUCUUCUUAUAUUCAGACACACAUUUUCAAAUAAAAAGAAAGAGAGAGAAAAAAACAAAUUGUUGUUUGGUACUUAUGGAUCUGGUUUUAUAGUUCCCCCAAAAGGAUUUUCCAGAGAGGCAGAUAUUUAACAUUUUCCUGAGAAAAUGGCAGCAGCUGAGAAACCCAGCUCCAAAGGCCAAGCAUGGUUUUGUACCAAUGGAUUGCCCAGCGACAUUGAGGUGGAAGUCGACGACAUGACGUUUCAUCUUCACAAGUUUCCUUUGAUGUCGAAAAGUCUCAAAAUCCAUAGCCUGGUAACCGAGCAAGAGAAAAAUCCAAACCCUUCUUCUUCUGGAAUCCGUACUUCUGCGGGCGAUGAGCCGCAAGAAGAAGACGGUGGAGACGAAAUCGAAGAGGUCCAUUGCCAUUUAGCCCUCUCUGACUUCCCCGGUGGCUCAGAGACCUUCGAGUUGGCCGCAAAGUUCUGUUACGGCGUCAAGGUCGAUUUGACCGCUUCCAAUGUCGCUCCUCUCCGCUGCGCCGGAGAGUUUCUGGAGAUGACGGAGGAGUACUCCGAGGACAACCUCAUCUCCAAGACCGAGAGGUUCUUCUCCCAAUAUGUGCUCAAAAGCUUGAAAGAUUCGGUCAAAGCUCUGAAAUCGUGUGAGCGACUGAUGCCUAUGGCGGAGAGCUUGGGCAUUACGGAGAGGUGCAUUGAAUCGAUUGCUUCCAGAGCUUGCGCCGCCGAUCCGAGUCUCUUUGGUUGGCCGGUGAAUGACGGAGUCAAUAGUGUCGGGGAUUCUUCGAAGCAAAUGCUGUGGAAUGGGAUUGGGACCGGUGGAAGAAGAAAAGGCCUUGGCAGAGCCAACAAUAAUGCGGAUUCAUGGUUGGAAGAGCUGGCACUUCUGAGUUUGCCAUUCUUCAAGCGCUUGAUAUUGGCGAUGAGAGCUGGAAAUCUUAGGUCCGAAAUGAUCGAGAACUGUUUGAUGUAUUACGCCAAAAGGUACAUUCCAGGAAUUUCGCGGACGAACAGAAAACCAUCAUCGUCUUCGUCGUCCGUAGCUUCAGAGAGCGAACAGAGAGAGCUGUUGGAGACUAUCAUUACAAAUCUUCCAUUGGAGAAAAGCUCAAACCGAUCCUCAACCGCCACAAGGUUUCUAUUCGGCUUGUUGAGAACGGCGAACAUACUGAACGCUUCGGAAACUAGCAAAGCCGUUUUGGAGAAGAAGAUAGGAUUACAACUUGAACAGGCCACUCUAGACGACCUCUUAAUUCCUAGCUACUCGUAUCUGAACGAGACGCUCUACGACGUGGAUUGCGUGGAGAGGAUCUUAGCCUACUUCUUGAACGGGUUGGAACAGAGAAAUGCAGCCGAAAUCGAAGGUGAGGACCCUGCCGAUGGUGUUAGAUCGCCGGCGUUGAUGCUUGUCGGCAAACUGAUCGACGGUUAUCUAUCGGAGAUCGCCUCCGAUGCCAAUCUAAAGCCCGAAAGGUUCUAUAAUCUUGCAAUGUCUUUACCAGAACAAGCUAGACUCUUCGAUGACGGUCUCUACAGAGCCGUCGAUGUCUAUCUCAAGGCUCAUCCAUGGAUAUCGGAGGCAGAUCGCGACAAGAUCUGCGGCGUAUUGGACUGCCAGAAACUGACGCUGGAGGCGUGCACUCACGCGGCGCAGAAUGAGCGGCUACCACUACGCGCGGUGGUUCAAGUCUUGUUCUUCGAGCAGCUUCAGCUCCGACACGCCAUCGCCGGAACUCUAAUAGCCGCCGAGGGGGCGGCGAUGGAACCGGGAAGGCCGUCGGCGAUGAGACGAGAACGCGGUGAAGAUGAGGAUGAGGAGGAGGAGGAUGUGGCUGGGGUUUCGGCACCAGCUGCGCAGGAUAGCUACGAGAGUAGCAGUCAAACGUGGAAGGCGGCUGUGAGGGAGAAUCAGGUGCUGCGCUUGGACAUGGAUAGCAUGAGGACGCGGGUGCAUCAACUGGAGCGAGAAUGCUCCACCAUGAAGAAGGUGAUCGAGAAGAUUGAUAAAGCGGGCCCACCUGGUGGUGGAACUGGGAGCUGGAAAGGAUCGCUGACCAGGCGGUUCGGCUGCAAGUUCAAGACACAGGUGUGUGAUUCGCAUGAGCAAACGGUCGUAGAUGCUAGAAAAGGACGACACCAUCAUCAUCAGCAAUAGGCCCUCCCUUACACGAUUGUCAUCACUGUUAUUAUUAUUAAUAACAUUGGGCUCUCUGUAUUUUAUUUUCUUUAAAGUUCUCACAUUGUGUAGCUGCCAAUUAAAGAGGGACUCGGAUCUUUUCUAUGUUUUCCGACUUUCAAUCCAAAUUUUACCCUUUUGGCAAUGCUAAUAAGGGACAAAAUAAUAAAUUUAAUUAAUAAAA
Ziziphus jujuba (common jujube) is the source of this 2724-nucleotide messenger RNA. Its product is annotated as BTB/POZ domain-containing protein At5g66560. The transcript has 4 exons. NCBI's taxonomy places the organism in Eukaryota, Viridiplantae, Streptophyta, Magnoliopsida, Rosales, Rhamnaceae. The record is from RefSeq and is a predicted model, not a curated record. Bases 510 to 2519 code for a protein of 669 amino acids.